Messenger RNA from Toxotes jaculatrix (banded archerfish), 2109 nucleotides. RefSeq names its product nuclear factor 7, brain-like. The transcript has a single exon. The record is from RefSeq and is a predicted model, not a curated record. Bases 9 to 1406 code for a protein of 465 amino acids. Lineage: Eukaryota; Metazoa; Chordata; Actinopteri; Toxotidae. Gene Ontology annotation, molecular function: protein binding; zinc ion binding.
CAAUUGAAAUGGCUUCCAGCUGGUGUGCCCCGGCUUCAGAGCUCUCCUGUCCGGUCUGCCAGGAUAUCUUUAAGGAUCCCGUUCUGCUUCCUUGCAGCCACAGCUUCUGUCACGCCUGCGUGCUACAGUGUUGGAAAACGAAGCGGGUACGUGAAUGUCCCGUUUGCAAGGCAGUGUCUCGGUCUAAUAGACCGCCUCGGAACCUGGUGUUGAAGAACCUGUGUGAGGCUUUCUUACUGGAAGUGGAGUCUGGAGCUUUCUGUCGCCUGCACAAGGAGAAACUCAAGCUUUACUGUUGGGACCAUUGGACCCCUGUUUGUGUUGUCUGCAGAGAUUCACUACAGCACAGAGACCACAGGUUUACACCCGUGGACGAAGCUGCUUGGUUUUACAGAAAUGAUCUGCGGGAACGUUUGAGUCCCUUAGGGGACAAAGUGAGACUCUUCAGUGAAAUGAAAAUGAAGUGGGAGAUAACAGAUGAAGACAUUAAGAACCAAGCUCAGGACACAGAGGGGAAGGUGAGAGAGGAGUUCAGGGUGCUUCAGGAGUUUUUGCUAUCGGAGGAAGAGUUCAGGAUCGCAGCACUGAGAGCAGAGGAGGAGCAGAGAAGAAAGAUGAUAACGGACAAGAUUGCAGGUUUGACGAGGGAAAUAACCGCUCUGGAAAGUACCAUCAAUACCAUAGAAGAAGUGCUGAGAGAAGAGGACGCGUCUUUCCUGUUAAAAGCCAAUGCUGCAGCGAGAGAAGCUCAGCGCCCCCUGCCGGAUGAUCCACAGCAUUCACCAGGGGCCCUGAUCGACGCUGCCAAAUACCUGGGAAAUCUGAGCUUCAGCGUCUGGUCCAAAAUGAUGGAGCUGGUGUCAUACACACCUGUAAUCCUGGACCCCAGCACUGCCCAUGAAGAACUCCACCUGUCUGAGGGUUUGACCAGCGUGAGAUGUGGACCAAAGCAGCUCCUAGCUUCAACCCCAGAGAGGAUGCAGCAGCACCACAGCGUCUUGGGCUUUGAGGGCUUCAGCUGGGGCAGUCACAACUGGGAUGUUGAGGUUGGAGACAGUCAAGUAUGGGCACUGGGUGUGAUAGCACAGGAUGCUCAGAGGAUGGGAAACAUACUGUCUGGGUUAUGGAUGGUGAGGUUCUGUCAUGGUAAAUUCACAGCAUUCUGCCCAUCACGUCCAGCCACUGUCCUUCCACUGAAGGACAGGCCUCAGAGGGUCAGAGUGCACCUGGACUGGGACAACGGAAAGCUGUCCAUCUCCAAUCCAGAUACUAACACACUCAUACACACCUUCACAGACACAUUUACCAACAAACUGUUUCCAUACAUCAACACCUGGAGUGAAACCCCACUGAAGAUAUUACCUCUGAAGCUCUCUGUAACAGUGACACAGCCGUUAGAGAAUUAAAGAGGAAAAUCAAUUAAGAAUUAAGGUCAAAAUAAUGAAGUGUAGUGCCUUUUAAGACAGGUUUUUGUUUCUCUGUGGGGCUGUCAUUGCAGCAAUAACAACAAUGUGUUACAAUGGAGAAGUUAAGAAGGGAGAAAAUGGAGAUAAUGAAGAUUGCAAGAUUGAAUAAGUAAUUUAAAAUGUAGAAAAAAGUGUACUGUUCUAUCUCUAUUAAUCGGGCUAAAGCCAGAAACUGCAGACAUGUGAGUGGCCUUCAGUCAUGCACUGUCGUUACUGGACUAUACUUACUACACCUGUGAAAUGAAUGCUAAUUAAUUAAUUAAUGCCACACUGGGAAUCUUUUCACGCCAACCAAAUUGUACUUACUAUACUAUCUAUCUAUCUAAAUGAUAGCCAUUAAAUUGAACAUAGUUCUGCACUUUCUCGCAGUUUCUGUAUUUUCCUUUACUUUGCACUUUAUUGAGGUUUGUUAAGGGUGGUGGUACCUUGAUGGUCAUGUAGUGCAAUACUGAAUAGCGCUGUACAAAUAAAAUUUUGAUUGAAUGUUUAUUUUUCUUUUUUUCUCCGAGACUGUUGGAGUGUCUUUGUAUUUCAAACAUCAAAAAGUUUUUUAAUUGUUAAGAUUUGACAGGUACUUGUUGUGUCAUUGUUUCAAAUUUUUGUACUCGGUUGAGCCAUGGCAUCCUCAUUAAAACUACGUCCG